Messenger RNA from Closterium sp. Yama58-4, 2916 nucleotides. NCBI's taxonomy places the organism in Eukaryota, Viridiplantae, Streptophyta, Zygnematophyceae, Desmidiales, Closteriaceae. The record is from the annotation of a GenBank genome assembly.
AUGGCUACUCCUACUGUACUUACUUUCGAUGCUGAGGGCCGUCCAGUGAAGUUCGAAACCUGGCUCGAUGACCUCCACCUCUUCCUACAGCUCACUGCUAGGAGGACAUUUCACUUCACCCGCCUCCCCGACUCCCUGCGCACAGUCAGGGACCACUUCCUCUCUCGCUCCCCCACUGAACUCACCAUUGCCCUCCUCGAGAAGGAACUGCUUGCAGCUGAGGCGAGCAUCGUCGCUGUAGGCACCUCUCGUGGCGACCCUCGCACCCCGUUCUUUGAGGGGUGUUCCCCUUCCCCUCUCCUCCCCUCUGUCGCCUCUGCUGCUGCUGUCGACCUCCUUGGUGCUGAGAAGGUCGGGACCGCGUCUGCUUCGAGCGGGCGCCGCAAGAGCAAAGGGGGCAGGGUGGAGGUGGAGGAGGAGGAGGUGGGGGUGGAGGCGGUGGGAGUGGAGGAGCGGCUGGGGAGGCUAGUGGGCAGUGGGGGGUGUGGAGAGGGUGCUCAGUACUUGCGUGUUCCGCCCGACCCGGGCAUUCAGACCAGUCCGGCUGCCGCUCUAGGUGCUAGUGAGUCUGCUGCCCCAGGUCCUGGUGAGGCUGCUGCUCUAGGUGCUAGUGAGUCCGUGCCCGCUGGUACUGAGUCGACUGCAGCACUGCACACCUUCACACUGGACUCAGGCACACUGUCAGGUCUCUACCUCCCCUCGUUCUCUACGAACUUGGUGGCAGGUAGUGCGCUCCAGGACAGGGGUGUUCACCAGUUCACCCCUGCUUACGAGCGCGUGACACACUGCACGUGUGCUCGGACAGGCCGUCACCUGGCUACCUUCACUCGGCAGCCGGGGUCGGACCUGUACACACUGACCACUGCGUCCCCUCAGGUAGCUGCGUCCGCGUCUGCGUCUGCGUCAGGUCAGCUGUCCGCCCCCUGCUCGUGUCGCUCUCUGGCGCAUGAGACUGUCCUCUGGCACCACCGCCUUGGUCACCCGUCUGUGCAGCGCCUUCGGGCCAUGCACAAACGGGACCUUGUUGCUGGUCUUCCCAGGGUUCUACCUCCCCUCCCACCCUCGCCUGCUCCUCCCUGUCUUCCCUGUGUCGAGGGGUGGCAGCGCGCCGCUCCUCACUCCUCCUCCUUCCCCGACGACUGCUCCCUUACAGACGCUCCACAUGGACGUGUGGGGCCCAGCCCGCGUCCGUGGUCAGGAUCUCGUCUCCAGCUCAGUGAGCGCUUCCGCUCCGACUUCCCUGUCCUGCGUCUGCACUCUGACAGAGGUGGUGAGUUUUCCUCUGGCCUCUUGAGGGCCUUCUGUCAGCAGGAGGGCAUUGAGCAGUCGUUCACGCUUCCGGCCUCUCCACAGCACAAUGGGGUUGCUGAGCGCCGCAUUGGCUUGGUCAUGGAGGUCGCUCACUUCUUCGACACUGCGUUGGACGGGAGAGGCUGGCGAUGCGUCGCGUUUUCGGGUCUGGGGAUGUCGAGCUUUGUUCGCGAUACGUCCGCGGACAAGCUCUCCCGUCGAGCUGUCCCCUGUGUCUUCCUUGGCUUUGUCCCGGACGCGCCUGGUUGGCAGUUCUACCACGCCACCUCGCGUCGUGUCCUGGCCUCUCAGGACGUCACUUUUGACGAGUCCGUCCCCUACUACCGCCUCUUCCCCUACCGCACUGCCCCGCUCCCCCCCCGCCUCUCUUCCUCGCUCCAGGUAGACCCGGUUGAGCCUGUCGAGGUAGCUGUUGACUCUCGUCCUGCUGGGGGUGCUGGCCUGACCUCUGGAGGUGCUGAGCCUGGAGGUGCUGCGUCUGGGGGUGCUGCGUCUGGGGGUGCUGAGCCUGGGGGUGCUGAGCCUGACCGUGCUGAGUCUGGGGGUGCUGAGCCUGGGGGUGCGGAGCCUGGAGGUGCGGAGUCUGGAGGUGCUGAGCCUGGGGGUGCUGCUGUCUGGGGGUGCUGUAUCUGGAGUCUUCGGAGUGGUGCUCCUGGUGCUGCAGACCCUGGGGGUGGCGCUGCUACUGGUACUGAGGACCUGCGCGGUGGCGCUACUGCUGCUGUUGAGGACCCGGGCGUUGGAGCUGCCGCGGGUGCUGAGGAUCCGAGCGGUGGCGCUUCUGCUGGUGCUGAGGACCCGGGCGUUGGAGCUGCUGCUGGUGCUGAGGACCUGGGCGGUGGCGCUGCUGCUGGUGCUGAGGACCUGGGCGUUGGAGCUGCUGCUGGUGCUGAGGACCCGGACGUUGGAGCUACUGCUGGUGCUGAGGACCCUGCGCUGGGUGUCUCUGCUGGUUCUGGAGACGCUGCGCGGCCGCGACCUCACAGUUACCGCCUGCCUCGCCUCUCCCUGCUCCCUCUCCUUACACUGGUCCCACGGGAGGUCUUACGGAGCGUCCGUGUCCCGCUACCGUCUCCUCCUGCUUCCUCUCUUCCUACUCUUCCUGACCCGGAGUCUGACUCCCGUCGUGCUGCCAGUCCCACUGUCACGCGUCUCCUCGCUACUGUUGUCACCGACCCUACCUUUGAGUCCUCUGCUGCGUCUGCGCUGGUCGCUGAGUUGGUUGACUUUGCUGCCCGCUGUCGUCUAGACUACGCCGCUAGCCUUGUCGCUGAGUCUGCGUCUGAGUCUGUCUGUCCUCCGUCCGUCGUGGGUGAGUGUGCUCUUGGCACGGCGUCCUUGAGGACAGAAGGGAGGAGUUCCAGUGCCUUGCUGCUGUUUUGCCCGUCUCUCGUGUCCUUACUAGUUGCCCCUGAGGGAGACCCGGAUGCUCCUGACAUCCCGACCCCGCGCACUUACGCUGAGGCGAUGGCGGGUCCCUACUCCUCUCAGUGGCAGACAGCCAUGGACGCAGAGACGGUUCCUGGAAGUCCACAGGCACCUACGUCGACGAGGUUCCCCCACCUGGGGCGAACAUCGUCAGUGGCAUGUGGAUUUUCAGGGUGA